This is a messenger RNA of Populus nigra (black poplar), 2867 nucleotides long. Its product is annotated as zinc finger CCCH domain-containing protein 30-like. NCBI's taxonomy places the organism in Eukaryota, Viridiplantae, Streptophyta, Magnoliopsida, Malpighiales, Salicaceae. Gene Ontology annotation, molecular function: protein binding; metal ion binding. Bases 374 to 2473 code for a protein of 699 amino acids. The transcript is spliced from 2 exons. The record is from RefSeq and is a predicted model, not a curated record.
UUUCCUUCUUUAAAUGAUUUUUUAUAUUUUUUCAUGAAAAGAAAGCAAAGAGAAAAACAUAGGAUUUGGAGAAGAAGAAGAAGAUCCUCUCCUUCUCUCACUCAUUCCACAAACUCUCUCCGUCUCUUAACACAAAAAGAGCAGUUGUUUGAAACUUCAUAAGCUUGCCAAGCUUGUUUGUUAAGUCACUAGGUUGUUUUGUCUGGAUCUGUCAAAGAAAAACGGGAACUUCCACUUUCUUAGCUUGGAACUAACGAACUGAUGUACUUCUAGCAAAUGAAAGUAUGUUCUGUGGAUUGGAGCAGUUAAAGCUUGCACUGACUCUGAAAAUACCUCAAUUUCUUUUGACGGAAGCGUACCCACCAACAUAGACAUGAAUCACUUAACUGUUGAAACUGAAUAUACAUUUGCAAGCUUGCUUGAGCUUGCUGCUAACAAUGAUGUUGAGGGCUUUAAGCGAUCUAUUGAGCGCGAUCCUUCUUGUGUUGAUCAGAUUGGACUAUGGUAUGGCCGACAAAAGGGCUCUAAGCAGAUGGCUAAUGAAUACAGGACCCCGUUGAUGGUAGCUGCUACAUAUGGUAGCAUUGGUGUUAUAAAGGUGAUUCUCUCUCUCUCUGAUGCUGAUGUUAAUCGCUCUUGCGGUGCUGACAAGAGCACUGCCCUUCACUGUGCAGCCUCUGGUGGGGCUGUGAAUGCUGUUGAUGUCGUGAAACUGCUUUUAGCAGCAGGUGCUGAUGCUAAUGUGGUAGACGCCAAUGGUCAUCGUCCAAUUGAUGCUAUUGUUGUUCCGCCAAAGUUCCAAGAAGCGAGGUUGACUCUUGAAGAACUCCUUUCUGCUGAAGGAUAUGUUAUUGAGCACAAUCUAAGGGUUUCCAUGUCCAAUGCAAAUUCAAAUUCUCCACCUCUUUCACCUUCUCUGGAAGACAUGUCUCUUCUGUCAGGUUCAGAUUCCCCAAUGAAGUCAAAGCUGAAUGAAGCACCUGUUCCCUUUGUAUCAGAGAAGAAAGAAUAUCCUGUUGAUCCAUCUCUCCCAGAUAUCAAGAACAGCAUCUAUUCUACUGAUGAAUUCCGAAUGUAUUCUUUCAAGGUAAGGCCUUGUUCUCGUGCCUAUUCCCAUGAUUGGACGGAGUGCCCAUUUGUUCACCCUGGCGAAAAUGCUCGAAGAAGGGAUCCUAGAAAGUUUCAUUAUAGCUGCGUUCCAUGUCCUGAUUUCCGAAAAGGGGCUUGUAGACGUGGAGAUAUGUGUGAAUAUGCUCAUGGUGUUUUUGAGUGCUGGCUUCACCCUGCUCAAUAUAGAACCCGACUGUGCAAAGACGGUACAAAUUGUGCUAGGAGAGUUUGCUUUUUUGCUCACACCGUUGAGGAACUCCGCCCAUUAUAUGUUUCCACGGGUUCUGCUGUUCCCUCUCCUCGCUCUAGUACACCAGGUGCUACUGCCAUGGAUUUUGCUGCAGCCAUGAGCCUCUUGCCAGGCUCUCCUUCAGCAUCUGUCAUGUCUCCUCAACCAUUCUCUCCACCCAUGUCUCCAUCUGCCAAUGGCUUGUCCCAUUCUUCCAUGGCUUGGCUCCAACCAAAUGUCCCAGCUUUGCAUCUUCCUGGAAGCAAUCUCCAGUCCAGUCGCUUGAGAUCUUCCCUUAAUGCUAGAGACAUUCAAGCAGACUACAAUUUGCUUCCGGAUUUUGAUGUGCAGCAACAGCAGCUUCUUAGUGAAUUAUCCAGUCUCAGUCAACCAUCUUUGAGCAACAACUCCUUGAAUCGCUCUGGUCGAUUGAAAACCUUAGCCCCUUCAAAUCUUGACGUUCUAUUUUCUGCCGAGAGCUCAUCUCCUCAGUAUGCUGAUCAAGCAUUGGCUUCAGCAGUUUUCUCCCCAUCCCAUAAAUCUGCUGUUCUCAAUCAGUUCCAGCAGCAGCAAAGCAUGUUAUCACCAAUCAACACAAAUUUCUCUCCUAAAAAUGUCGAUCACCCUCUAUUGCAGGUGUCUUUUGCAUCAGGCAGGAUGUCACCUCGAAAUGUGGAACCUAUCUCGCCAAUGAGCUCUCGAGUGUCUAUGUUAGCUCAAAGAGAGAAGCAGCAACAGCAUUUGCAUAGCCUUGGGUCUCAGGAACUAGUCUCCAAUAAUGCUGCCAUUGUUGGAUCACCAGUUAACUCUUGGUCGAAAUGGGGUUCCUCUAAUGGGAAACCAGACUGGACUGUUAGUGCAGAUGAAUUUGGUAAGCUGCGUAGGUCAAAUUCCUUUGAGCUUGGUAAUGGAGAUGAGCCUGAUGUAUCCUGGGUUCAAUCUCUUGUUAAAGAAUCUCCAACUGAGAUGAAAGAAAAGUCAACAGUGCAUGUAUCCGAAAGCAUAACAGCGAGUGCUUCAUCAAGUGAGAGUUCAAAUAUAAACUCCCAUAUCGAACCUGUUGACCUUGACCAUGCAGUAGGGUCAUGGGUUGAGCAAUUGCACAUUGAUCAUCUUGUGGUUCAGCAAAACUAAAGGCAGUUUUAUGGAGCCCGGAGGUGGCUAACACAGUUGGUUUCGGUAAAUAAUUACAUUUUUUUUAUGAUUUUAGCUGUAGCCGGUGUUGAAGGUAACAGUAACGAAGAGGUGUUGAAGGUAACAGUAACGAAGAGGAGGGGAAGGGAGAAAGAAAGUCACUUCCUAUAAGGAAAUUCAUUUUCAGCAUUUUAUUAUCACAUCAGAAGUUAGAGAAGGUUGAGAUCGAUAACUCCUGGGAUAUAUAGUGAAAAAAAAAAAAACAAUGCCCGGGCUAGGGCCAGGGGGGGGUGUAUUUUUUCUUCUAUUAUUUUUCAAAUUUUUAUUUUUAUUGGUGUCAUUUGUUAACCUUUUCAAGAUGAGCAAUUUACAAUGUAAGAAAAUUUCCGGUUUA